Messenger RNA from Phanerochaete carnosa HHB-10118-sp, 1466 nucleotides. RefSeq lists its product as uncharacterized. The record is from RefSeq and is a predicted model, not a curated record. Lineage: Eukaryota; Fungi; Basidiomycota; Agaricomycetes; Polyporales; Phanerochaetaceae. The coding region runs from base 39 to 1466 and encodes 475 amino acids. The transcript is spliced from 2 exons.
UAAAAGCACAACGGUGCGCUGCUCCCUUUAUUUCACUGAUGUCAGAUAGGUCGCCCAUUUACCUGCCCGGAGAGGUGGUGCAUGCCAUCUUAGUGCGGGUCAAGGAUCGGGACGCAGAAGACGCGCUGCUCAAGCACGGCCUUACUUCUUGCAGCCUAAUCUGCCGUCACUGGGCGAAGGUCAUCAGACCUAUCCUCUUCUUUGAAUUGAAUCUCAAGAGCGCAGACGAUAUCUCACAGCUGAUUGAGUUUCUGAGCCAGCCAGAUUUUCUGGGCCACUCCCUCCAGAAUUGCAUCCACAUACUCAACAUCGUCGGGGACCGGACGCCACAGAGCAUCCCAUGGGUCCACCAGAUGCUCAGACUGAAGGGACGGUUUGCUUUUAUCAAUAUAACGUUGGUCAUGGAGGGCAUCCCGGAAGCCGAUCUGCCUCAGCCUGAGGCAAAACAUAUAUCAUUACUGCCGUUCUCCUGGCUUCCCAAGACCCUCCCCAUGUCGUUUGGGUUUCUCAACGCCCUCACGCUCUCUGGCAUGCGAGUGCCGUCCAUUCGCGCAUUGGUGGAUUGCGUUGCACAUUUGCGCGUCGGCGAGCUCACGUUGGAAAACAUAACCUUCAGCAAACAGGAAGUCGAAGUGUUCAGAUUUCGGCGACCCCGGCAUUUUAGCCCCGAAUUCUACCUGUCCAUCUCCCACUGCUUCCAGGACACGGACGAUCUUACGCGCUGGUUCAGGAUAUCUAAUUUUCUUUUCGCCCGCCAAGGCUACAUGAUGCUUAAUGAUGUCGCUUGGGCAUUGGUGGACAAGCACAUACCUCUACUGCUUUCGUUAACUCGACACCAAGAUCAAAUUAAGCACAUGAGUGUCAGGUCUCGAGGCUAUUCAGGCGACGUAGAAGAGGGCUACGAAUACUCCCUGCACAACCAGACCGAGGUUGUCGCUGAACUAACUGUGUACACGCAUCGCCACCGCCCUGCGCACCCGGACAUCAGAUAUCUCAGGCUCACGUGCCCCGCCAUAAGCACCGCAGACAUGCCCUCGUGCUUCGAUGACUUCGAGACGGCACUACUGGACCUCAACGGAACGAAUGUGCCACUCCUGACCAUCAUCUGCCUCGAUAUGGACCUCGUCAGGGACGUCAUCGAGCUCCUGCGAAUGGGGAGCAUAUUCCCGCACCUUUUUGGCCGGCUCCGAAAGGUUCACAUCAUGGCUCGCGGGCGAACGCGCUCGGUCCGUCGCGAGCUCACGGCUGCGGGUAUUCACUCUUCGUUCGCCCCAUUCACUCUAGACGGCGAGAGAAUUACGCUCGAUAAGGCACAGCGCGUGCAGUGGCUGCUCCGAAAACAAAGUGACGGUGGAAAGAAGGCAUACUUGCGGGAAUUGUUGCAGGCCCAUGCGGUACGAGCAAGGUCGGGUACGAACUUGGAAUUGGAGUCUGGAGGCAAGGCAGUCAAGUCUUCGGAGAGCUGA